AUGCAUACUAAUAUCCUUUUAUUGUUUUCUCUAGCUUUUUUCGCUGUUCUUUUCAAUGCCCUUUAUGUGUCAGGUAUAGGGCCACAGCCACAGAGUUUGUCUUUGAACUGUGGAUCAGAAAAUGGGGGCACAGAUGGUGAUGGGCGAAAAUGGGAAUCAGAUGUCAAAUACAUCACUGCAAAGUUUCCAAAUGUCAGAGCUCAGUACCAAGACUCUUCAAUUGUUUCUGAGGUUCCAUACAUGGAUGCCAGGAUUUUCAGAUCCGAAGCAACCUACAACCUCCCCAUCAUGCCGAAAACGCGUUAUUGGCUCAGGCUCUACUUUUAUCCUUCUGAAUAUUCUGGUCUCAAUAUCGCCAACUCCUAUUUCUCGGUGGUCGCAGGAGGGGUUACUCUCCUGAACAAUUUUAGUGCCUCGAUCACAGCUCAGGCUCUCACUCAGGCUUACCUCAUUGAAGAGUAUUCUCUAGCUCCCAUGAAUUCUCAGAUUCUCAGUGUCACCUUUAAGCCAGCAGAAAGGCCUGAUGCUUUUGCUUUUAUCAAUGCUAUAGAGUUGGUUCCAAUCCCUGACCUCUUUGGUUCAGGGACAAUGGUGGGGUUUGCUGACCAAACUUUUGAUGCUGCGGGUGCAAAUUUGCAGACAAUGUAUAGAUUGAAUGUAGCAGGGCAGUAUAUUUCACCUACUAAAGACUCCGGUAAUCUUACAAGAACCUGGUAUAAUGACGCGCCUUACUUAUUUGGUGCGGCAACUGGGGUUAAUUUGCAGAGUAAUGACAGUUUUAAAGUUCAGUACGGAGAAUUGGCGGAGUCUGUCGCACCGCCUGAUGUUUACAGAACGGCAAGAGGUAUGGGAUUUCACAAGGACCUCACCGUGGCAUUCAAUUUGACAUGGCUGUUUCAGGCUGAUGCCAAUUUCACAUAUGUUGUGAGGCUACAUUUCUGCGAGUUCCAAUUAACCAAAGUCAAUCAGAAAGUCUUCAACAUAUACAUCAACAAUCAAACUGCCCAGGUUGAGCCUGAUGCGGCCGAUAUUAUAGGGUGGACAGGAGAAAUGGGAGUGCCAACAUAUAAAGACUACGCAGUUUUUGUGAACGACAGGCCAGGCGAUGAAGAAAUUCGGGUGGACUUGCACCCAGCAACCAGUUCGAAGCCUGAAUUUUAUGAUGCAUCACUCAAUGGAAUAGAGAUAUUCAAGAUGAGUGAUAGGAACAAUAACUUGGCAGGACCGAACCCUGUGCUAUCAGAAAUGCUUGCUCAACAUAUGGCUAAAGCUAGUCAUAAGGAAUUUCAGACAGAUUACAAAACAUUGAAGAUUGUAGGAACUGCUAGUGGGGUGGGCUUUUUUUUCAUUGCUGCAGCUUGCAUUGCGGUUUAUCGAAAGAAGAAGAUAAUUCCUGGCUUUGAUUCACAUACAUCUAACUGGCUACCAGUCUCUGGAAACUCCCAUACUGGUAGCAGAUCAACAAUCUCUGGCAAGAGUACUCAAAGCAGUCACCUUUCAUCACUGGCUCAAGGUCUUUGUCGCCAUUUCACCCUCCCUGAGAUAAUAAGGGCAACCAAGAAUUUUGAUGAUUCUAAUGUCAUUGGUGUUGGAGGCUUCGGUAAGGUGUAUAAAGGUGUUAUUGAUCAAGCAACCAAAGUGGCCAUCAAAAGGUCAAAUCCACAAUCAGAACAGGGAGUUAAUGAGUUCAUGACUGAGAUUGAGAUGCUUUCGAAGUUGAGACACAAGCAUUUGGUCUCGUUGAUUGGUUUCUGCGAUGAAGAUGGUGAGAUGUGCCUGGUUUAUGACUACAUGGCACUUGGGACUAUGAGGGAGCAUCUUUACAAUACCAAGAAACCUCGUCUGUCAUGGAAGCAAAGGUUGGAGGUUUGUAUUGGAGCAGCAAGGGGACUGCACUACCUUCACACUGGGGCUAAGUACACAAUCAUUCACAGGGAUGUUAAGAGCACAAACAUUCUGUUGGAUGAGAAUUGGGUUGCCAAGGUUUCGGAUUUCGGGCUCUCAAAAACUGGUCCUGAUAUGGAUAAGGGCCAUGUUAGUACUGUGGUCAAGGGCAGCUUCGGCUACUUGGAUCCUGAAUACUUUAGGAGGCAACAACUGACUGAAAAGUCUGAUGUCUACUCAUUUGGAGUUGUCCUUUUCGAGGCUCUAUGUGGAAGGCCUGCCCUCAAUCCUAGCCUACCAAAGGAACAAGUUAGUCUCGCUGAUUGGGCUCUUCAUUGUCAAAGAAAAGGAAUUAUUGAGGACAUCAUCGAUCCUCACAUCAAGGGAAAAAUCACCCCUGAAUGCCUGAAGAAGUUCGCCGAUACAGCUGAGAAAUGCUUGGCUGAAUCAGGACCCGAACGCCCUAACAUGGGCGAUGUCCUAUGGAAUCUUGAAUUUUCCCUCCAAUUACAGGACAACCCUGAAGGUUCAAAGCAUAGCUCAAAAGGUGAGGAAAGUGAAACUUCUGAAGAGAGUAUAAGAAACUGCAACUUGGCAAUGCAUUAUAGCAAUCUCAGCAUCGGAAGCAAUAGUGAAAUGCCUGCGGGAUCUGAUGACUCUGGCGAUAUCUUCUCUCAGAUUGUCAAUCCAAAAGGGAGAUGA
Messenger RNA from Dovyalis caffra, 2586 nucleotides. NCBI's taxonomy places the organism in Eukaryota, Viridiplantae, Streptophyta, Magnoliopsida, Malpighiales, Salicaceae. The record is from the annotation of a GenBank genome assembly.